AUGGCUCUUGAGGCACCUCUUAGAUCAUCAGCUGGAAACUUGCAAUUUCCUUUUAAUAAAGAGGGCGACAUGUCUGCCUCGGCAGAAACCGAGGGAGUGCGGUCGUCAUACAGAGCCGUCUCCUCUCCUCCACCUGUAACAGAUUCGACUAUGUUGCGGCCAAAUUCCGUCAAUCGCGUAUCUUCAAACUCGAUGAACGUUCUAAGCCCAAGUGACAUUGUAGGACCAUCUCCCGUGACUUCUAAUGGGACAGAAACCACUGAGAUUGAAGACGAUGCUUUAGAAGAGGUGGAACAAACACACUAUGGAGAUAUGUCGCAGAGCUCCCAACUUCUCAUGCUCUCCACAAAUUUGCCCGAAAGUCUUCGGCAGGCAAGUGGUGAUGAGGCUGUCUCAGUCAUUCAUGCACCUGAGAGCUUUGCUAGUUGGACUGAGGCCGAAGAGGACGACGAUGGCAACGAUGAUUAUUCUGCUACUCCAUUCUUACGGCCUGCUGAUGAUGAAAUUACAGCUCUGAGGGCAGCGCUAAAGGAGUGUUGGACACUCUGCAACACACUGGCUAGCCUUAGUGCAAUCCACAGAGCACGAGUGUUCUACAGUUCUGGGACGCCCGACGCCCACGAGAAGGCUUGGAAAACUUGUUGGAAGCUUUGUCAGCGCCUUUACGACAACCAAGACGAGGACUUGGCUUCUCACAAUGUAAGAAUGAACUUGGAACUGUGUCGAGACUUUUGUCAAGCUCUUUUUGAUGUCCGCCAAAAGAAAGACGAGACUUCGGACUCGGUGCUUCGCGUGAGCUUUGAGCUGAACAAUCACCUUUACAGCGCUCAGGAUAGUAGAAAGCUACCAGAACCGUUCAGGGAGAGAACUCUCGACUUUUACAUCACACUCUGCCAUCGCCUGAUGAAACAGCGUAGUGAAUUAGCAGAAGAGACAGAUCACCUCCUAAGUGCUUGCUGGACCCUGGCUGAAAUGCUGUUCAGUCUUCGCCAAAACAAACGGGAUGGAAAUCCUGUAGAUGAGGAACUACUUGGGUCUGCUGUCCAAGCAUGCUGGGAUCUUUGCGACAUUUUCAGAGAUGGUUGGACCCAGAUUCGCCCUGACAGAAAUACCCCCAGACCAAACCAGACAAGCUUUUUCCCUCAGCAACCUGUGGAGCAAUCGGGCAGAGAGAGCCGACAGUCAAAUCGCUCAUCAUUGCACUCAAAAAGGGAAAGUGUUAAAAGCAGCCAUCAGGAAGAGCGGCCACGCAAACCGCCACCAGUUCCGGAAACUCCUGUAACCGAGUUUGAAGACACCCCUAUUUCUCCAGAAAGUCGAUCUCCCCAGAUGCCCAACAUUAUGGUACUCGGUACCACAAGCGAUACGGGUCUUGGGGGGAGAUGGUCGAGUAACACGUCCAACAUGUCCAGCUAUUCACGGGGUAGUAAUCGAACUUCGAGCACAGCAACCACAACUGCCGCAACGGAAGACCCCAAUAUCUCAAGAUCAAAGUUGCUGGUUCUCCGAGCGGCCAUGAACAUGGGAUUUAAUCGGGACGCUAUCCAAGAUACUAUGUCCGAGUCCACAGUGCUGCACAAGUUUGUUCAAGGUUUACCUACUGGCUCCUUCGGUUCCCUAUCUAGCCAUGCCACGCUCCUGCAGCAAUAUAAAAGCUCUGUUCUAUCAGACAAUUUCCUUCCACGGAAUCACGCCUUGCCCGUUCGUGGAAAACGGGCAAUGGCUCAGGACAUGGCGAAGAGUGUCCUGGCCAUGAGCAAUAGUUCUCCACGACAUGCCUAUCUCCGCGACCUUUUCAAAUUUGUCUUUCAAUUUGGCGUCGAUGAAGCUGAAUCAAGAAGAAACGUCAGCAUCGCCGUCUAG
Molecule: messenger RNA, 1863 nt
Organism: Metarhizium acridum CQMa 102
Lineage: Eukaryota; Fungi; Ascomycota; Sordariomycetes; Hypocreales; Clavicipitaceae
Source: RefSeq, a predicted model, not a curated record